This is a messenger RNA of Rotaria sordida, 1089 nucleotides long. Lineage: Eukaryota; Metazoa; Rotifera; Eurotatoria; Philodinida; Philodinidae. The record is from the annotation of a GenBank genome assembly.
AUGUUCAUUAAAAAAAUAAUUCUUUCUUUAUUCAUCUUUCAAUUUCCAGUUAUAUCAGCAAGUAGAUAUGGUGCAUUUUGUAAUAGUGAUAGUGAUUGUGAUCAAUAUCAAACAUGUUUAAAUAAACUUUGUCUUUGUAAUCUGAAUGAAAGACGUUUUUGGACAGGAACAAUGUGUGCUAUAUGUGCGAAAGAAUAUAUUGUAACACGAGAUAGAUGUUAUAAAUAUUUUUAUGAAUUAAAAACAUGGGAAGCAUCUAGAAUUCAUUGUCGUGCUCAAUAUGCUGAUUUAGUGACAUGGCGUGAUAAUCAUGAUGAACAAUUUAUUCGACCUCUUAUACAAAGUUGGGUAUCUACACCUCUUUUUGUACAGACAUGGUAUUUGAUGCUGAAACCAAAACCAAAUCAGCCGUAUGUUAUAUGGGCUGGUGCUAAGAUAACUUCAUUAAAACCAUAUACUAUUCAAUGGAUGGAUCCUGAUGGAAUGAAAUUAGACUUGACUAGUACCGAAUGGUGUGAUCCAACAGAUCAUUCAGGUUAUUCAUUACAAAAAGAACCAACAUCAGAAACUAGACAAGGUCCGAAUGGUACUGAACGUGAAGAAUGUGUUACAUACAAUUUUGGUCUACCAGGCUCAAAUUUUCUCUGCUUGUCAAAUGAUUACUGUAGUCAAAAAUAUCCAUUUAUAUGCGAAAUGAAUGCUGCUAGUAUGAAAUUAGCUAGUUCUGCGCAUUAUGAUACUAAUAAUGUUGGCAUUUCAUCCGGAACAGAUCAAGGUACUUCAUUUGAAACAAAUGGUAACACAAUCGAUUUUGAAGAACUACCAUCUCCUCCAACAAAAGAUCCUAAUUUUACUGCGGAAAAUCUUGGUUCAGCAGGAGCUCUUAAAGAAGAGUCAGGUUUUCUAACAACGACAAAUAUAAUUAUAAUUGCUAUUGUAGGAGCAGUUCUUAUUAUUGGAGCCAUUGCUGGAUAUAUAUUUAUAAAAAAUAAAAAAAAAAGUACACUUAAUCCUACUGGUAGAAAUGAAGGUGCAACUCAAAGUAGACCAAGUUUUGCUAGUUCAAUUGGAAGCAUGGCGGAUGAAUAG